AUGCAUUUCAGUAGUAUUGCUCGGCCAGUGGUAUUUGCUGCACUUGUGCAGGGAUAUGCAAACCCAGGCUCAUGUUCCGGGGCCUGCAAUGUGCACGACCCGUCGUUGAUUCAAAGGUCGUCAGAUAAUCGUUAUUUCCGCUUCUCUACUGGCAAUAAGAUCUCUUAUGCGAGCGCCUCAUCUAUCAACGGCCCAUGGACUACCAUUGGGUCCAUGUUACCUAGUGGAUCUUCCAUUGAUCUUCCUGGAAAUGAUGACCUCUGGGCUCCAGACGUGCAGCUCGUGAAUGGCCUGUACCAUGUUUAUUACUCCGUAUCGACAUUUGGUUCACAGAGUUCUGCUCUUGGACUGGCCACUUCUGCAACUAUGGAGGCUGGCUCCUGGACUGAUCGUGGGAGCACCGGUAUUGCCUCGUCAUCCUCUAAGUCAUACAAUGCUAUUGAUGGCAAUCUUUUCAAAGAUGGCAGUACUUACUACAUGAACUUUGGCUCAUUCUGGCACGAUCUCUACCAGGCUCCAAUGGAUUCGGAUGCAACCGAAGUCGCAGCCUCAUCCUACAACUUAGCCUAUGACCCGUCUGGAACACAUGCCGUAGAGGGAGCCUAUAUGUAUCAACACGGUGACUACUACUAUCUGUUCUACUCUGUCGGCAUUUGUUGUGGUUACGAUACAACGCGCCCAGCUAGCGGAGCAGAAUACAAAAUCAAGGUCUGCCGUUCAACCACACCUACAGGUGGAUUUGUCGAUAAAUCCGGCACUGCGUGUACCAGCGGAGGGGGAACAGUCGUUCUUGAAAGUCACGGGACUGUCUACGGCCCCGGUGGACAGGGUGUAUAUACCGAUACCAGCCUCGGUCCAGUGCUAUACUACCACUACGUCGACACCACCGUGGGAUAUGCCGAUGGCCAAAAGCGCUUCGGAUGGAACAAGAUCGAUUUCUCAAGCGGGUGGCCGAUGGUCUAG
Molecule: messenger RNA, 963 nt
Organism: Penicillium bovifimosum
Lineage: Eukaryota; Fungi; Ascomycota; Eurotiomycetes; Eurotiales; Aspergillaceae
Gene: abnA
Product: putative extracellular endo-1,5-alpha-L-arabinase
Exons: 4
Coding region: 1-963 (320 amino acids)
Biological process (GO): carbohydrate metabolic process
Molecular function (GO): arabinan endo-1,5-alpha-L-arabinosidase activity
Source: RefSeq, a predicted model, not a curated record